ACCAUGACCCGGCUGAGUUGCCGUUGGCAUCUUAACUAGAAAGGGUUUUGGGGGUUUCACAGAGAGAGGAGCUUGCGGAGGAAGGAGCCAGACGACGGUUAGUAAUGGCGGAUUCGAAAUCGGAGAUUCUCAAAAGGUUGCGCUGCCAUCACUGCGCCGGCCCUCUUACCAAAGAAGCGGAAACUAGCGGUUGGACGAAUCGACCCCUGCUCCGAGACAGUUUUUCCAUGAUUGGAACUGCUGUUGGUGGUACCGCUGGCGCAUUCUAUGGGUUUAAUCAUGUGAUGCCGAUAGUUCAGAAGUACAUAAAAGGACCAAUGUGGGUUCAUUUCUUCAUUGGUUCUACCUUGUUCAGUUCUUCUCUUGUUGGUAGUUCCUACUUAAAAAUGUACUGUUUUAAUAUGCAGGCACCUCCAGUAAUUGUAUUCGCUUCAGCUUGUGCCGGAUUUGCAGGUGGUGCAGUUCCAGCACUAGCACAACUUGCUUCUUCUGGGUAUCAUGCUGCCGUUUCAUCUCCAUCCUUGAAUCCUCCUCAAGAAGAUAAAGUGCACAGGUCCAGAAGUUCUUCUACCUUGUAAGGUCUUAUGGUUGACACUUGACAUUACAGAGAUACAUUCUUGUCUCGCUUCCAAGUUCUAUCCAACAUGUAAGGGUGAAGCUGGUGAUUGGUUACUUGGCUUGGCUGGCUAAAGAAUGCUGGUUCUCAAGAAGUUUUGCUCAUGUUCAUACUAUCGUCUUAUUUUUGUCGCUCGGUUGUACAUGCCACUAUGUUAUGCUUCCUAUAGUUGCUUACAGCUACAAUUGAAGAAUGGCAUUGGUGCUCUUUCUGUUUUUCAAACUUCAGCUACACUUUACUCAUGUAAUUGAGAUAUGCAGUUUUUUCUCCUCGCCUGUAUUUCACUUUCCACAUUAUCAGUAAUAGAUGAUUUUACAAAUAUAAAAACAGGUUUAUUUCCCCCCUUCGCCAUGAAAAUGGACUUCAUCUGCUUUUAUUCAGCAAGACAAAUCAUGGGUUUUCUUUUGUACUCUGCCAGAAACAAUUAAUGGUUCUCUUUUCCAGAUAUCAGAAGAACGGAUCCCACUCACGAUCUCUCCCUGUACCAUCCAUCUUCAAGCUUCAGCUUCAGCUUCCAGCUGCCUGGUUCUGCAAAUCCAGUCCCUGGAUCUUUCCCUUCCUCGAUCUGUCUCCUUACUUUGCCAACUCUUUCCAGCAUUCCCUUAACUGCAAUGUCAAAUGCAUCUUCAAAGUCCUUCGAUUUUGAUCUUGGAUCCCUGUAUAUCACCUUUGGGAUCAAGUUUAUCACUUCUUGUCUCAUCGACACUACUUCCGCCUUUGAAACUUGAAGCAGUUGCAUUCUGAUGCUGACUCUCCCUUCUCUCACCAGAUUUUCCGGUAUGUAAACAGAAUAAGAAGAGUAGUUCCUUGGAAGAUGCCAUAUGUACUGUGUAUAAGCCGAAAAGGGAUGGAAGAAUACAGGAAUACACCCGGCCAAGAUGGAAUCGAAAGUUGACCUCCUGGUGUAUGAAUCGCCAGCAGGCUGCAGGCAAAAGACCGAGUUCCGAAACACUUUCAACACCUCAAUUGGACUCAUACAAUUGGCUGAAUGACAGUUCAGCAGCUUGCAAUUCCUCCUUGAAGCUAAACACUGGUUUAUGAGCUCCCCACGGAUGGAGUCUGUCAUGUUAGCUCGUGGCCCACCCACGAAGGAGAAUAGGGUAUGGAAUCCCCAACUCGUUGCUCCAUGAAGUUGUCUCAAUCGAAAGCAUUGUCAUGUUCAUUGCUUCAGGAAGUUGCAUCAGCUUGCUUCCCCAAUGUGAAUCAUCGUCAUCUGGUCUUCGAAGAUCCCAAGCAAUUCUGCCUGAAACAAAGAAAUGGUCCCUUCCCCAUAAACCUGAUGUCUUCCAAUUGGGCUGGUUUUUCAGCCAGCUCACCAACUCAAAACCUAGAGCAUCUCUCACAGUUGUAUUGUAAUUCCCCCAGAGAUGUCUAACAAUGUCGAAGCCGGGAUAGAAUGGCACGUAGAUCAAGGAGGCCAAGGAUGAAUCAUUGGUCAAGCAAUCAUAGCUCUUCAUCAACCUGUGACGGAAGAUGACUUCGAGACUGAAGUGAUUGGUAGCGUACCAGCUGCUCGCCAAUCUCUCCGUGAUCAAGCCCUGGUCACCAGAUGGGUUCUUAAUAUUGACCUGAGCUCCAAAUCCCAAGUUGGAGAGGUUUGGGCACAUAUCAGGGUUCUUGAGCAGCGAACUAUCGCGACAGCUGUUGAACACAUCGUCGUUGAAACGGGUAGGCAGAUGAUGAACAUAGAUGUAACGUCCUGAGCAAGUAUUUCCUCCAGCCACAUUGCUUGCGGCGUAUUGUUGUUGGAAUGUAACACCAGCAGCAGUAGUCUCGGUAAGGUACUUGGCGAGGGAAGCAGAGUUAUGAUGAAUGGUGAAGUAAGAGAUGAAGACUAGGGUCAAGGCAAUGAGAGAGAACAACAAGAGAUGGUUAACCCAGGCUAUGGUUUGGGUUUUAGCCAUACCUUGAGAAUGAUCUCUUCCAGUUCCAGGCCAAGUAGUGAUAUAUGAAGACUUUGAAGGCUUCAUUUGGUUUAGUGUUGUGAAAUACAGGGGAAGGGAAGAGGGAUUUUGACUUUUUGAGUAAGAAAUAGAAGAGUCGAAAUAUGCUCUUAUAUACCUAAAAAAUGAGGUGGUGUCUCAAGUGUCAUUAAGCUGCAUGUAUUACGUAUAAAUUUUGUGUUGUCGAUAUGUUGGUAAAAUAUGAUC
Molecule: messenger RNA, 2766 nt
Organism: Linum tenue
Lineage: Eukaryota; Viridiplantae; Streptophyta; Magnoliopsida; Malpighiales; Linaceae
Source: the annotation of a GenBank genome assembly